UGUUCUCAUUCAUCUCCCAGGCGAUUUCAUGCUCUCUCUCUCUCAUCGGCCUGUACUUCUUUUCUAUUUUCUUUUUGUUUUCCCUCCUUGACUCCCUGCACUUUUUUUAUUUUACUACGAACACUCCUCCGUUUCUCUCUCCCGCUCGCUCGGCUUUUCAUCCUCUCUGUCUCCGCCGUCCGGCUUCCUCCGUCUUCUCCGGCGCCGCAAGUCCGUUUGGGACCUGUUCCUCUUUUUCUGCUUGGCUUCGCCCCUUGCAAAAGCUGCUUCCAUUCGCCGGGAAACAGCUAUUCGUGAGCUUAGAGACACCAUUGAUUCUGUUUGCUUUGUCAGUUAGAAGUGGCAGUUACUAACUUUUACUUGGGAAUUCUUUUGGCCUCUGAAAAGACUUGUAGAUCUGAGAAAGAGCUGAUUUUUGCUUGAGAACAAGUGGAAGAGGUGGAGGGGUUUUGAUGUGAGGAGUUAGUAGAUGGUAUAUGAUGUACGGAGCUCCGGUGAGCGAUCGGAGAGGGAGGUGGCGUGUUGGUGAAUAUCUUCACAUGGAAUGGCAGAUCUUGUUAGCUACGGUAAUGCCGAACGUGACAUCAAGCAGGCAUUAAUUGCUUUGAAGAAGGGUGCACAACUUCUGAAAUAUGGUCGCAAGGGAAAGCCAAAGUUUUGUCCAUUUAGACUUUCUAAUGAUGAAACAACUCUGAUCUGGAUUUCAAGUAGUGGUGAAAGAAGUUUGAAAUUAGCUUCUGUCUCUAAAAUUUUACCUGGACAGAGAACUGCUGUUUUCCAACGUCAUCUCCGUCCUGAAAAGGACUAUUUAUCUUUUUCUCUUAUAUACAAUAACGGAAAGCGGUCCCUUGAUCUGAUCUGCAAGGACAAAGUUGAGGCAGAGGUGUGGAUUGCAGGCUUGAAAGCAUUAAUAUCUUCUGGUCAAGGUGGACGCUCUAAAAUUGAUGGAUGGAGCGCUGAAGGUCUCUACCUUGAUGACAGCAGAGACUUGACAUCAAAUAAUGCAAGUGACAGUUCCAUUAGUGUCCCACGAGAUAUUAGUUCUCCAGACAUUUCUGUCAGUUUUAAUCCAAGUGCAUCUCCAGGGAGUUCUCGACCUGGGAAUUCUCCAAAUUCUGAUCGGUCACAUGUAGCAUCAGACAACACAAAUAUGUUAGUUAAAGGAUCUGGUUCAGAUGCUUUUCGAGUUAGUGUUUCUAGUGCCCAAAGCACUUCCAGCCAUGGUUCUGCACCAGAUGAUUGUGAGGCUUUAGGUGAUGUAUACAUAUGGGGUGAGGUCAUAUGUGAUAAUACCGUAAAGGUGGGGGCUGAUAAGAAUGGUAAUCAUUUGAGCAGUAGAGCAGAUGUGCUUCUUCCUAGGCCAUUAGAGUCUAAUGUAGUUUUAGAUGUGCAUCAUAUAGCCUGUGGAGUAACGCAUGCAGCAUUAGUCACAAGGCAAGGUGAAGUUUUUACAUGGGGUGAAGAAUCUGGUGGAUGGCUUGGCCAUGGUGUAGGCAAGGAUGUUAUCCGACCUCGUCUAAUUGAAUCUUUGGCAGUUACCACCAUUGAUUUUGUGGCUUGUGGAGAAUUUCAUACUUGUGCUGUUACAAUGUCUGGAGAACUCUAUACAUGGGGAGAUGGCAUGCAUAACGCAGGGCUUCUUGGUCAUGGGACUGAUGUAAGUCACUGGAUACCUAAGAGAAUCUCCGGUCCACUUGAGGGACUUCAAGUUGCUUCAGUAGCUUGUGGUCCAUGGCAUACAGCUUUGGUAACAUCAACAGGUAAGCUUUUUACAUAUGGUGAUGGAACAUUUGGUGUAUUGGGCCAUGGUGACAGAGAAAAUGUUGCAUAUCCUAGAGAAGUAGGAUCUCUCUCAGGGUUGAGGACUAUUGCUGUUGCAUGUGGGGUGUGGCACACUGCUGCUGUUGUGGAGGUUGUUGUCACACAGUCUAGUUCUAGUGUUUCAUCUGGGAAAUUGUUUACUUGGGGUGAUGGAGACAAAAAUCGACUUGGACAUGGAGACAAGGAACCUCGACUUAAACCUACAUGUGUGCCAGCAUUAAUUGAUUAUGAUUCUCACAAAAUUGCCUGUGGGCAUAGUUUGACUGUUGGCUUGACCACAUCAGGACAAGUCUUUACAAUGGGGAGUACUGUUUAUGGUCAACUUGGGAAUCCUUAUGCUGAUGGGAAGCUCCCUUGCUUGGUAGAGGAUAAGCUUUCUGGAGAGUCUGUUGAAGAAAUUGCUUGUGGUGCAUAUCAUAUAGCAGUUUUAACAUCCAGGAAUGAAGUUUACACAUGGGGAAAGGGCACCAAUGGGAGGUUGGGCCAUGGAGAUGUUGAAGAUCGUAAAACACCCACUCUAGUUGAAGCUUUGAAGGACAGACAUGUGAAGUAUAUUGCUUGUGGUGCAAAUUACACAGCAGCUAUAUGUCUUCAUAAAUGGGUAUCUGGUGCUGAGCAGUCACAGUGUUCAUCAUGUAGACAGGCAUUUGGGUUCACCAGAAAGAGGCACAACUGCUACAAUUGUGGACUUGUGCACUGUCAUUCAUGCAGUUCCAGAAAAGCAGUGAGGGCAGCCUUGGCUCCUAAUCCUCGCAAACCAUACCGUGUUUGUGAUUCUUGUUUUGUGAAACUAAACAAGGUAUCAGAAGCUAGUACUCAUAACAGGAAAAAUUCUGUGCCUCGUCUUUCAGGUGAAAACAAAGAUAGGCUGGACAAGAGUGAGGUAAGGCUGUCAAAGUCUUCAUUGCCUUUGAAUUUGGACUUGAUUAAGCAGUUAGAUAGCAAAGCAGCCAGACAAGGAAAGAAAGCUGAUACUUUCUCCCUUGUUCGCUCUACUCAAGCACCCUCAUUGUUACAGCUGAAGGAUGUUGUAUUGUCCAGUGCUGUUGAUCUGCGACCAAGAGUUCCAAAAACUGUUAUUGCACCAUCUGAAGUAAGUGCCAGGUCAGUGUCACCUUUGUCAAGGAGACCUAGCCCCCUACGUUCUGCUACACCUGUUCCAACAACGUCAGGACUCUCAUUUUCAAAAAAUGUAACUGAUAGUUUGAAAAAAACAAAUGAGCUUUUGAAUCAAGAAGUGCUUAAGUUGCGUACACAGGUUGAGAGCUUGAGACAGAGAUGCGAGUUCCAAGAUAUAGAGAUUCGGAAGUCAGCAAAGAAGGUACAAGAAGCAAUGGCAUUAGCUGCAGAAGAAUCUUCCAAAUCCAAAGCUGCAAAAGAUGUUAUAGGGUCACUUACAGCACAGCUGAAGGAUAUGGCUGAGAGGCUGCCACCUGGGGCCUAUGAUGCUGAGAACAUGAGAACAGCUUACCUAACAAAUAGUUUGGAGCCAAACGGUAUUCAUUAUGCUGAUGCAAAUAUAUAUCAUUAUGCUGAUGGAAAUGGAGGGAUGCAUUCAAGCUCUGAUUCCAUUAGCAGAACUUUUUUAGCCUCGCCCUCAGGAAUUGAGUCUACAUUGUCAAAUGGAGCUCAGGAUCCAGCUCAUUCAUUCGGGGAUCCAUCUCCAAACAAUGGGAGGGUUGGCCAUCCGGAUGCAGGACUGCCCAAUGGAGGUGGAGGGGUUCAGUCAAUUAGUACUGUGUCAGAUGAAUCUAGAUCUCUUCAUGAUGGUGAUAAUGGUGCGAGAUCAAGGGAUACAGCAUUAGUUGCCAGCAGUAAUCAAGUCGAGGCCGAGUGGAUUGAACAGUAUGAACCUGGUGUGUAUAUAACACUCAUGGCCCUGCAUGAUGGAUUUAGAGAUCUUAAACGAGUGCGAUUCAGCCGAAGAAGAUUUGGCGAGCACCAAGCGGAAACUUGGUGGUCCGAGAAUCGGGACAAGGUAUAUGAAAAGUACAACAUUCGCUGGUCAGACAAGUCCUCAUUUUCAGGCCAGGCGGCUCGCAGGUCCGAGGGAGCCAUGUCAUCAAGCUCCCAACCUUAGCAACAAAGAGAGGGAGGGAAGUUCUUUGGCAACACAUUUUGUAAAGAAAGAUGAGGCUAAGCCAACAUCUGAUUUUUUGUCCUCCUCCUGAUGUUCUCAACCUCCUCUCUCCAUGAUUCAUUUUUCCAUUUUUUAUUCCUAGGGUGUCUGCCAUUUAGGAAUCUGUUGUAUUGCAGUGUAAAUAAAGGCUUCAAUGGUGAGUUAAUCUGGGCAAGAAAGCUUUUGUUCUUUGCUUCCCCAGCUCCCACACUUCCCAAAUGUUCCCAUUUUCCUUGUACAUGUAUAAUCCAAUUUCCUCCAGGGGUGGUGCGGCCACUUGUACAUAUAUCUCCGGCCACUUUGCAAGGACAAAAUCUAGGGUGGCUACCAAUUUUUCUCCGAAAAGACCGUGAAAAACAACAAAUUGAAGCCUAGAAAUAUUUAUGUAAUUUUAUAAAAUUUAUAAAUUUAAUUGUUUUCUUCUUUUA
Molecule: messenger RNA, 4368 nt
Organism: Manihot esculenta (cassava)
Lineage: Eukaryota; Viridiplantae; Streptophyta; Magnoliopsida; Malpighiales; Euphorbiaceae
Product: PH, RCC1 and FYVE domains-containing protein 1
Exons: 9
Coding region: 545-3901 (1118 amino acids)
Molecular function (GO): metal ion binding
Source: RefSeq, a predicted model, not a curated record